This is a messenger RNA of Populus nigra (black poplar), 1556 nucleotides long. RefSeq names its product protein CIA1-like. NCBI's taxonomy places the organism in Eukaryota, Viridiplantae, Streptophyta, Magnoliopsida, Malpighiales, Salicaceae. Gene Ontology annotation, molecular function: protein binding. The record is from RefSeq and is a predicted model, not a curated record. Gene Ontology annotation, biological process: iron-sulfur cluster assembly. Gene Ontology annotation, cellular component: cytosolic [4Fe-4S] assembly targeting complex.
AUUUUGUAGUAAAUCGAUAGAACUAUAUCACAGGGAUAUAUAUGAUUUUCUUAUUUGAUGCCAACUGAACUUUUUUAUAAUCAAACUGAAAAUAAAAUAAAAUCUAUUUCUUACUUGAGAAUAUUUUUCUGACUACAUAGCAUAAAUCAAGAUACACAAUUCAUUUGAGCAUGGAUUUGGACGACGACGGCAAUAUGAUACUGAAGGAGAUUCAAACACUUGAAGGACACGCCGAUAGGGUUUGGAGCUUAGCUUGGAAUCCAGCCACAGCAACUUCUCCUGUCUUCGCUUCUUGUAGCGGCGAUAAGACUGUUCGAAUCUGGGAGCAGACUCCUUCCACUCGCCUUUGGCACUGCAAGGCAGUUCUGGAAGAAACACACACUAGAACUGUUCGGUCGUGUGCCUGGUCACCUUCUGGGAAAUUGUUGGCAACCGCCAGCUUUGAUGCCACCACUUCCAUUUGGGAAAAUAUUAGCGGUGAUUUUGAAUGUGUUUCUACUUUAGAGGGUCAUGAAAAUGAAGUGAAAAGUGUGUCUUAUGCAUCUGGUUCGUUCCUUGCGACGUGUAGUCGGGAUAAGACUGUUUGGAUUUGGGAAGUGAUGCCUGGGAAUGAAUUCGAGUGUGCUUCGGUUUUGCAAGGACACACACAAGAUGUUAAAAUGGUUAAAUGGCAUCCAACUAUGGAUGUUUUGUUUUCUUGUAGUUAUGAUAAUACUGUUAAGGUUUGGGCUGAGGAUGGCACUGGUGAUUGGCAUUGUGUUCAAACCUUAGGUGAAUCUAACAAUGGUCACUCUUCUACUGUCUGGGCACUUUCUUUUAACGCUGAAGGAGACAGAAUGGUUACUUGUAGUGAUGAUCUUACCCUAAAAAUAUGGGAAACAGAUGUUGGGAGGAUGGUGUUGGGUGAUGGGCACGCUCCUUGGAAUCAUCUUUGCACUCUCUCAGGUUAUCAUGAUCGAACGAUCUUUUCAGUUCAUUGGUCAAGGGAAGGUAUUAUAGCAAGCGGAGCAGCUGAUGAUGGUCUACGGUUUUUUCUGGAGAACAAAGAUGGUUUGGUUGACGGUCCUUCAUAUAAACUGUUGCUGAAAAGGGAAAAGGCUCACAAUAUGGACAUAAACUCAGUGCAAUGGGGCCCUGGGGAAACCCGGCUACUUGCUUCCACAAGUGAUGAUGGGAAAAUAAAGAUAUGGGAACUGGCAACUCUAACCUGAUACAACUUUUUGAUAAUGAUGGUUAUGAUUUCAUGAAGCACGAGACCCAACUUCUGGGAUCUUGAAAUUGAUACAUGUUUUAGAUAUAAAUCUCUUGUUAAUCUCCUGUUAUAAGUUGAUCAGUGUAGUGGAUGGAGCUGGGUUGACUUGACGUUUCUCUACAAUGGAAGUCGGAAGUUUUCCAUAUUAAAUAAAGCAUAUGUAUUUUUAUUCUUAAUGUAUUAUUUGACUGGUCAAAUUGGAGCGACUCAUGAUACUGGGUUUUAGAACGAGACUGUAUAUAGUCUGCCAGAACUAAAUUGGGAGCAGAAAUAAAAUUAUCAGAGAUUGUAAUUUGGAUAUUAA